Penicillium chermesinum is the source of this 1539-nucleotide messenger RNA. Its product is annotated as GABA permease GabA. Gene Ontology annotation, biological process: transmembrane transport; amino acid transport. Lineage: Eukaryota; Fungi; Ascomycota; Eurotiomycetes; Eurotiales; Aspergillaceae. The coding region runs from base 1 to 1539 and encodes 512 amino acids. The record is from RefSeq and is a predicted model, not a curated record. The transcript is spliced from 17 exons. Gene Ontology annotation, cellular component: membrane. Gene Ontology annotation, molecular function: transmembrane transporter activity.
AUGAAGGACACGGCGGAUGACGAUGUGCAAUUGGCCCAGAUCGGCCACAAGCAAGAGCUGAAGCGCCAUUUCUCGCUAGUAUCUAUGCUGGGCCUGGCUUUCGCUAUUCUAAACUCAUGGACGGCGCUCUCAACAAGUCUGUCGCUGAGUCUUCCGUCCGGCGGAAGUACCAGUGUCGUGUGGGGGCUCUUGACUGCCGGUAUCUGUAACUUGUGCAUGUCUGCAUCGCUGGCCGAAUUCCUAUCUGCGUACCCGACCGCGGGUGGUCAAUACCAUUGGGUUGCUGUCAUUUCCUGGCGAAAGUCAAUGCCUAUUCUGUCAUGGAUUACCGGAUGGGUGAACUGCGCCGGUUGGGUCGCGCUGGUCGCGACUGGUGGUCUUCUCGGCAGUCAACUGGUCCUGGCCGUGAUUUCUUUGAUGCAUCCGACUUUCGAGUCCCACCCGUGGCAACAGUUCUUGAUUUACAUCGCAUACAACAUCGUCGCUUUCCUGAUCAACGCCCUUUUGAACCGCAUCCUUCCCUAUUUCAAUAAAGCUGCUUUCAUUUGGUCUCUUGCUGGGUUCACUAUCAUUUGUAUCACAACGCUUGCUUGCGCAUCGCCCAACUAUAACUCUGGAGACUUCGUGUUCCGGGAAUUCCUCAACAGGACGGGAUGGCCUGAUGGCAUCGCGUGGCUCCUCGGUCUUCUUCAAGGAGGUCUUGGUGUUACCGGAUUUGACGGUGUUGCACACAUGAUUGAAGAAAUCCCUAAUCCCUCUGUGGAGGGUCCCAAGAUCAUGAUCGCUUGUGUUGGUAUCGGCACUGUGACCGGAUUGAUCUUUCUUAUCGUUAUGUUGUUCGUGGGCGGCCCGAUAGACAACAUGAUUAACGGCGCUGCUGGUCCCCUCUUGACUAUUUUGAAGCAUGCGACCCAGAACAACGCCGGUGCCAUCUGCCUGUUGAUUUUCCCUCUCGUCUGCAUGCUCUUCGCUACCACUGCGAUCAUGACGACCAGCAGCCGUAUGUGCUAUGCAUUCGCUCGUGAUGGCGGUCUUCCAUUCUCUAGGUUCUUUUCCCGAGUUCACCCCAAACUCGGUGUGCCCCUGAACUCGCUCUAUCUGAACCUCCUCCUCGUUGUCAUCUUUGGAUGUAUUUUCCUCGGAUCGUCCAGUGCGUUCAAUGCGAUCAUCUCGGCUGCUGUUGUCAUGUUGGAUCUUGCCUACGGGAUCCCCAUCGCCAUCAACUGUAUCCGCGGACGUAACACCCUCCCUGAGCGCCACUUCGUCCUUCCAGAAAUCCUCGGCUGGACCUUGAACAUCAUCUCGUUGGUCUACAUCACUUUGACUACUGUUCUGUUCCUCUUCCCACCCGAACUUCCUGUCACGGGGAACAACAUGAACUACUGUGUUGUCGCCUUCGCGAUUGUUUUUAUUAUUUCGGCAUUGGCUUGGAUUUUCGACGGUCGCAAGAACUUUGUUGGCCCGCGCAUCGAGUUGGAGGUUCUUUCUGGGGAGGCUAAACCGGAAAUUCCCAUUCCUGCCAUUGAGCAGAAGAGUUGA